CUCAUGGCUGAAAUACAUCAUCAAUGCGAAGUAACAAGCUGGAAUGGGAAGUCGAGAGAGGUACAGCAGCCCGCCCAGCAGGCAAGCUUUCAGCCUACUCGAUUCAAUGGGGCUGCUGACACAACGAGGCAAGGCGAAGCAGGCAAGCAAGAUCAGACAAUAACGAGAUACCUAUCGUGUGAGGUAGUCGUGAUGCUGUUGGCCACAUAUGAUGCCAAAUUGUUCAGUCCACUUUUACAGGAUUAAUAAACCACGUACCGUACGUACGAAAUUUGACUGCCGGAUAUUAAUACCGGGGCAGUUACUCGUAAAUUACAGUGCUUGUUUUCUGGGGCAGACAGAAAUAUUUUUCAGCGGGUUCUUCCAGUUUACAGGCCUGUCCUCGGGGGUCGGCACUCUGAGGACACACUGUCACUGAAAUUUGGUGGUGGUUGAAUCAGCGCAUCGGCUGUCUUACAAGCCGUUGAGUCGUUAGUGUUCGUCGAUUGUUCUAUGAUCGACUGGUUCCAUGGUUCGACACUUGAUGGUGCUCCCGCCAGUAGUCACCGUCUGACCACUGCCUCGGUGCCCUAGGAGGAAAGGAAAGGAAAGAUUCUUGUACAAAACAGUAAAUUACAUAUAUGCAUUGUCAGAUCAGGGAUAUCCAGGAAUAUGGUAACGGAAUAUGGAAUAUGAAGGAUAGGUAAAUUAUAUUUGAAGUGCCAACGGUACUAUUCGGACAUGUCCUCAGUUUUGAUUUGCUGCUAUUGUCAUGAUUAAUUACUAUCGAUGGCUGUAAUGACCGGUGGCUCAGCGCUCACUGUCAGUGGUCAGCCCAGUGCAGGUGCAAAAUGCUCUAACCUUGAAUCACCUCGUCCGCUGGCCUCACUGGCCUGGUCGGUGGUCACUGGUCAGGCACGCCGCACGCGUGCUUCUCAGUGGUGCAGGUCUUGGCGAUUCUUCAUAGUCAGUCCCGACUCCCGUCUCUUGUCUCUGCCCUUCCCUUCCUCUUCCCUCGAGCGAUCCAUCCCUCCCUUCCCUUCUCUCCCAGCGUCCCGUUCCCUCCAACAGUCGAUCCACAUUUUGUUUUCAACCUCUUCCCUCCAGCCCUUCAUCAACUCUCCUUAAACACCACUAACCAACAAUAUAUCCUCUCUUUUCCACGCUGCUCGCAUCACAGCUUACCUUACCCCGAAACAUCUCUGCGCCCGUCCCUGGUAGCAGUGGCCCAAUAACACAGCCCUGCUCGCUCCUAUUUCUUAACCCCCGCACUUCUGGAAAUGAGCGUCCCGUCUCCGCCAUUUCUUCAUAUACGGACCGAAUAACUCCAGACUCCACGCAGAACAGCCUUCGCCCACUCCACUACUACCCCAUACUCAGAACUGUACUGGACGUCGAAGCAGAUCAACCUUUAAUCGUUCCAGUGCCACUGGUCCGUCGUCGGUAUCAUCUCGCCUUGCUGCUAGACAACGUUCCGUUGCGUUGAGUCGAGUUGAGUCGAGUCAAGUCCAUCGUUCAGGCCGAAGGGUUCACCCGCGACGAUUCUCGACCCUGCCUAUCCAUCGCCCGCCAUGUCUACCUCGGUCAAGCGGGCUUGCGACGCUUGCCAUCGUCGAAAGGUCAAAUGUGAUGGCAUCAAUCCGUGUCGCAACUGUUCCUCAGCCCAACUAUCGUGUACCUACCACGCCAUCCCGCAGAAGAAAGGACCCAAAGGAUCGCGAGCCAAGGUCAUCAGCGAACUACGAGAAACACAACGACAGAGCACCCUCUCCUCGAAAGUAGCAAACCGAAUGAAUGGAAUCAACAGUCCGCCAUGUAGUCCGACACUCACUCCUACACCAGGUCUUCUCACCAACGACAUGAUCAAGGAAUGCAUCGAAUUUUUCUUCGCCAAUAUGUAUCCUACCCUCCCCAUACUACACCGCGGUCGACUAGAACAACAAGCAAUGUACGCGGACCAGAACGUCGAUACAUACUGUCUUUUGACAUCGCUAUGUGCCUUCAUGAUGAUACAACCAGGAAUGGGAAUACCAGGCGAUCCACUCGGACUCGACAGCCUCCCUGGCGCCAACCUCGUAUCAGGCAACCUGUUGAUGGAGGAAACAUUGAGAGUUAGGAAAUCUUAUGAUCAUCUCGAGACUCCGACAUUAAAUAGUCUAGUCACCAGUUUCUUCCUGUUCGGAUGCUAUUUUGGUCUGGAUUUGCACAAUAAGGCUUGGUUCCAUCUCAGAGAGGCGACGACUCUGUCACAUAUUUUGAACAUGCAGAAGGAAGAUACCUAUGUUCAAUUCGAUGUUGUCGAGUCGUCAAGAAGACGAAGGCUUUAUUGGCUACUCUUCGUCACGGAAAGAGCUUAUGCACUUCAAAGACAUCGCCCUCUUUCAUUACAAGCAACUAUCACCCUUCCGACACAAAGCGAUGAUCCAACUGACGCUCAGGCUCAUCACUUGAAUGGAUUUAUUCAUCUCGUCAAUCUGUUCCGACCUUUCGACGAAGGAUUUGUUGCUCUGUGGAACAAGACCCGAACGGACUGCUCUCCAGCUUAUCUGUCUGCUCUUCAGAAGCAAUUGAACGAUGCACUCCCUACGUAUCUCAACUCUACAGAGAACCAGACGGCCGACUUGAGAACUAGUCAGCAAUGGCUACGAACAAUGGUUUGGCAAUUGAGCAUCCAGAAUGGAUGUUUGAGCUCCGGCAAUGGUGACCCAAGCAUGACCUUCCAAUAUCCUGUUGAUAUUGCUCGGGAUCUUGUCGGAAUGACAUCUCAAUUCUCCCAACAGAGCAUGGAAGUUCACGGCAUCGGACUUAUCGAGAAGCUUUUUGAUGUCGCUUGCUCUCUUACCGACGUUCUUUCCCUUCUUCCACCAAAUCCAGAUCCAUUCCAACUUGGACCUCGUGAUUAUCUUCACGAUUUCAUGACUCUCCUCUCCGUUCUUCGCAAUGGCGAUCACCGUUUCCUUCCUCUUCUCCUCGCCAAGGUCAACGAUGUUCUGCCAAAGCUCGUUAAUCCAAUGCUUCAGACUGUACCCGAUACUCCAGCGAAUAUCUGUGCCGAUGUCGAUAUCUUUGAUGGCUUCGGCAACGCUGGCAUCGGUGUUGCAUCCAACUUCCCAGGAUACAAUGGCAAUGGCACCAGUGGAGGCGAAUUCAAGAUGGAGCCUGAUACCGAUUUCAAUGGUAACGCAAUCUCAGGCAUGCCACAAUAUGACAGGAGGGUCGAAGAGCUUGGUUCGCCUAUCAACGAUAGCAGCGAUAACAGUACCUCCUUCACAAGUCCUUCCGUCAUGCAAAGUCCUAUGGAAUAUGCCGGCCUGGGAGACUAUGGAGGAUUUCCAGACAUGAAUGCCCCUAGGAUGACGAAUAACGUAGGCGUCCACAAUCACACAAGAAAUUUCGGGGAAGGCGUUGGUGGCGGCGGUAGAGCUCUUGACUUCAAAAGGGAGUUUGAGGGGACUAUGGGAUUGCUCAGUCAACAUCGACAGCCUAUGAUGGCAAAUGGUAUGGAGGCGGUCAGACGACCACCUUUACGACAAAACAGUGGUAGCAAUUUCGGUAUGCAGAUACCGCGAAGUGUGCCGGACCAGUUUCGGCAUUUGCAGAGGGCGAAUAGUGGCGGAAGUGUAGACAUGGUUGGAGGUGGUGGUGAAAUGCCCUUUCGAUGAAACUGUUGAGUACGGAAUGGUUACCAACCAUUGCUGAAGGUGGGCCAAGUUCAAAUGUCUCGAGUUAACUCACUCGGUGAAUACUACUUCGGGCCGUCCACUAUCGACAGCUCCCCAACCAUAGAACGAUCAAUCUCUUCUGGAACGCUCACAACCAUGUGUUUAAUGUCACACAGCAGACACAAAUGCCCGGCCACGGGAACAACAAACAGUAUUACGUUUCAGCGUACCACUUUCGGCGUAAAAUUCGGGCAUCCAAGGACACGGAUCGGAGGGAAAUCAAUGGAAAGGAUUGGGAAAGAGAAUCUAAUCGGCGUUCGGAGUGGCUCAAGUAGCAUAUGACGGUUUCUUUGUCGUCAGCUUUUCGAUCUGAUCGAUCAUCUGCGCUAAUGUUGUGCAUCAUGUCAGCUUGCAUGUUUGACAGGUAGAGGAAUGGAAAGUGCAGAAGUAUAUAUGUUGGACUGGAUCAUAUAACCUUACUUAUCUAUUAUUUGUCUCAGCUGUGUAGGCUUACUUUCUACCUCUCUAAAGGAGUUGAUCGUGGCAGGUUGGUGUUCCUCAAUAGCUUCAAGUGAAGUUGGCCGUGGCAAUUUUCUUUCUUCUAGCUUACGCACUCCAAUCUUGCUCAACAUGUGUAUUAUUUCAGACAGCGUCUGUGCGGAAUACAUCUACCUACUUUCACUCAUUGUACCGGCCAUUCCUCGCCUCUUCCUAUUCCUCGCUGGCCAACUCAACGUGCAUACAGGCAACCCAUCCCAUCUCCCACUCAUCUUAACCUUCAACUAUUGCCAACACACAAACGAACACCCUACCGCGAACAUACCUACUGCCAACACAAAAAAAAGAAUGAAGUAAGCGCUGCGCUAGUCGCGCAUAUUCUCUCUUUUAUAGCUGCUUAACUUAUCUCGCCAAAAUAAUUUUUUUUCUUUCACUCAUUCUUUUCACGUCCCCACUACAGUAUAUAUAUCUCCGUCCUGCUAUACCCAAUGUCCCUAGUCAUCUCGCCUCUCGCCUUGCCCGUUAACACACGCUAUAGUUGUUGUUGUUAUUGUCGCAGCUACAAGGUGUAUCCUUUUCUUGGAACGGGCGUGCGAUGGUGGUUAAGCGAAGUUCGGAGGAGGCGAAGGGAAGUUUAGAAUUUUCAGGGGGUGAGUGGAAGAGUGGAAAGGGGUUUAUGCUUGCUUGGUUUGGAGCAGCUGCGAUGUGUGUGUGUGCAUGUGGGUGUCUGUAUCGCGUCCCAGCUUCCAGUGAUCGGAAGUGACGGGAUGUUUUGAAUGCAUGAAUUGGAAUAAUUGCACGGAAGCGAAGCGAGAGUGGCUUAUUAAGUGGUUAUGGGAUUGCGUUUCGACUUUCAACGGUAUUGCGUUUCUCCGAGUAUUUCGGAUCUUCUGCUUCAAGAGGACUGAGUGUUUCUCUCACCGCAAUUUACUGAUGAUUGAGAUUUGGCGAGGUUGGUAGAUGGAGAUGGAGACGGAAACUUAAUGGUGUUGUUAUAGAUGGGGAACGCCACGUCAAUAAUUCCCGGGAGCUCAAGAAUGGGAGGGAUCGAAUUAAUGAUCGAGGACUUCGGAUUGCGCCAUCGCUCGGUCUCACAGCGCUCAGAUGGGGAAGGAAGGGGACUGAUCUUGAGCUUGUGUCUGUCGAUGGUUGGGGCGUUAUUGUUAGUGUUGUGUGGAUCUUAUGAAGUGACGAACGACACUUGGGAGAAGAUGAAAACACCUACGCUACGCACACGACGAUCGAUGGUCCAAAUCGUCUACUUCCUCUCCCCUUCCAUGACUCUCGAGUUUGAAAGUACGGACAUUCCCCAAGUCCAUCACGCCCGCCGGCCAUCUGAUACUCCGGUUUCCCUCACCUACCUACCUACCUACCCGCCAGUGCCGUGUGCAGAGGCAAAGCGUUCGGUUUCCAAUGCUGCCAUCUGAUCUUCUUUGAACUUUGCGACAUCAUGCAGAGCCUCAACUGGGACCUUCCCGUCACUUGAGAACGCGGUGAGUAUGGGCUUGAGAGAUCUGAAGCCGGGUGCUCUUGUCGGGCCGGUCGUUUCCUUCAACGCCCGCAAGACAGCUUAUCCCGUCCAUGCAAUAUCAAACAGAAGCCGAAAAUCACCCUUUCUUCCAUCAUGGAUGGAUGGAUAGUUUCAUGAAGCCUAAGUACAGUAGUAUUCGAGAAGGCGGCUGGCGCGAUCUACAAAAAUUUCAAGCGGUGUAUCAUCAUAGCUCCACUCUCCACAACAAAGGUACAAGGCGUUUGCAUGGAGAAGCAUCAAAAAUAAGACUAAAAGAGAAGGGAUGAGGCGCAAGGAAAGAAGACUUUGGAAGUCUGUAUUGUGGGUAUAGCCCGUCUUGAUGCAGGGACUGGCAUGGUGAGACAGGACCCCGGAUCUGCGCGUGAAACCAAACUUAGAGACUAGUGAUGUCAUUCGUCUCUUCUUUUCCCUUUUGAUAGAUAGAGGCUGUGUAGGUAUUCCGCGGUAGGUAGUGAUCGAUUGCGCCAAAAGUGGAGAGGAGAAACGGUCUGAAGCCCUUGUUCUGUUCUAUUUUUUCGGAUGGUUCGCUUCGCUUAUUGAGGGGUGCUCCUUGUUGUUGUUGUUGUUGGAGAGAGGAGGGG
Messenger RNA from Cadophora gregata, 6251 nucleotides. RefSeq lists its product as uncharacterized. The record is from RefSeq and is a predicted model, not a curated record. The transcript has 5 exons. Gene Ontology annotation, molecular function: DNA-binding transcription factor activity, RNA polymerase II-specific; DNA binding; zinc ion binding. NCBI's taxonomy places the organism in Eukaryota, Fungi, Ascomycota, Leotiomycetes, Helotiales, Ploettnerulaceae. Bases 1551 to 3641 code for a protein of 696 amino acids. Gene Ontology annotation, biological process: regulation of DNA-templated transcription; DNA-templated transcription.